CAGUCCCCUCAUGUCAGACGAAAACAGUGAUGCUUGCUAAGGGGAAGGAGGGCUGCAGUGGUAACCUUACCCAAGGUAGCCUUCCGGAGGGCAUUGCCCGUCGCAGGCUCCCAGCCCAUUGCCAUCCCACCCAUGAUCCAUCCCACCCUGCCGGACUCUGCAGGGAAGCCGGCCUCUGAUCGCCCCAAAGGACGAUCCGUCCACCUUUGCCCUUGGCCCACGUUGUCUGGUGCAUGAAACCGUCCGCGUGCACAGUGGGUCAAGAAUGACAGGCCUGAUUCUUCACGCCCCUGGAGACCCUCUUGAGCAGCCGCUGUUCACUUGGUUUCUGCUCAUCCUUUCCCUCUUUCUUCCCUUCUCAUUCUUUUGCUGCCUCUGCUCGCUCGCUGUAAGGGAUCCAUACGAUACAUCCACUGUACCAAAGCCAGAUCGUACUCCAACUCUGGGAAGUCAAAUCCACGUUACUGUCUUGUACAAAUACCUGACUAAACCACCGACCGAAAUUCCCCGCUUGCUCUUUUCGUCACUGAGUUUCGAUUUUAUUUUAUUUUACUUUUUCCAAUUUUUUCUGGGUCUGUUCCAACUGGCUUCGAUUUUUGGGCCUUUCUCUCUCCCUUCACUGAAAAGGGCUAUUAUUUUAUCUCGUGUUUUAUUUCAUUAUUAUUAUUAUAUUUUUAUUUUAUUUUUCCCUUUGCUUUCCCUUAUCCAUACAUACACCCACCCCUCCACCCUCCCCUUCUUUUUUUUUGCCCUUGACCCUCUUUUCUCCCUUUUCGAAUAACGAUUUUUUUUUACCCUUUUUUUUUUCUUUACCCAUUCAUACAUACAUACACAUUCCCACCUCCUCUUUUCUCCCACUCCGUCUUGGUUCGCACUAUUCAAUGCCAACCAUAUCCUCCGCUUCUCUCGACCAAGGCUCUCCUCCUUCCUCUCACCUUCUUUACUCUCAACCUCCCCGAUCUUUUGCUGUUCCUAUCCCGGUCUCUUCCUCCCCGGUUGAAA
Molecule: messenger RNA, 1002 nt
Organism: Aspergillus sclerotioniger CBS 115572
Lineage: Eukaryota; Fungi; Ascomycota; Eurotiomycetes; Eurotiales; Aspergillaceae
Exons: 1
Coding region: 266-781 (171 amino acids)
Source: RefSeq, a predicted model, not a curated record